AUGAUAAUAAUAUUUGCACUGAUUGGAAUUGUUUUCUCAUUUUUCGAAUUUUUAAUUCAUCCAUUUGUACAUUCUUAUAAUCGAUGUUAUAUUUUCUUCACAAUUGAAACUGUUUUCGGGUUGAGUAAAAAUGCAAAAACUUUGCUUCUAAAAAUCUACAGUAGUUUAUAUUGCACAAUUCUCUCAUUUUUGUCAAUUAUUUUUAUUUAUCGAUAUUGGUUCCUUUUGAAUUUUUCGAGAACAAAAUAUUUCAAUGGUUUUCGAUUAUUUAUUUGGUUUGCAAUUAGUUUGAUUUCUGGAUAUAUUUGGAAAUUAACACUUGAUUUGAUGGAAAUUAAUGAAGAAUCAGAGAGCUUCAUGUCUGAUAUUUUUGUCGAAAAUUACAAGAAGAAUAUUUCUGAAGUGCCUGGUUUGAUUUUUAUGAUUUAUGAUAGUAAAGAUGUUUUGAAUCUUCAACAUUUAUCAGUCAGUAUUAUCACAAUUUCUCUAGUUGUUAUCCAAUAUUCUAUCAUGAUAUAUUGUGGAAUUCGAAUGCAUUUCAAAAUUCGAGGAAAAGUCAAAAUGUUUUGCCCAAGAAAUCAACUUCUUCAAAAACAAUUGGUCAAUGCACUUAUUCGUCAAAUAAUAGUUCCUUCGAUAACCAUCGACUUUCCAGUUUUACCCAUUUACAUUUUACCAUAUUUCAAAACAAAUAUUAACCUUGAAACCGGUAUGGUUGUAGCGACAUUAAGUUCAUUUCCACUUAUGGAUAGUUUAAUCUUGAUGUAUUCUGUUUCUGAAUAUCGAAAACAUUUCAGUAAGAAAAUAUCAUAAAAUAAUAGAAGGAAUCCGUUUGUUUCAGAAUUCUCAAAGACCGAAGUCAGUAGCAAUUUGGCUACUACAAUGGGCUCAAUUGGUUUCCACAAUUGA
Caenorhabditis angaria is the source of this 909-nucleotide messenger RNA. Lineage: Eukaryota; Metazoa; Nematoda; Chromadorea; Rhabditida; Rhabditidae. The record is from the annotation of a GenBank genome assembly.